Molecule: messenger RNA, 1907 nt
Organism: Cinara cedri
Lineage: Eukaryota; Metazoa; Arthropoda; Insecta; Hemiptera; Aphididae
Source: the annotation of a GenBank genome assembly
UUAUCUUUAUACAUUAUUGUGUUGUUCUGUAGAAAACUUGAAAACAGAAGUUUUAUAUUUCUGUUUCUACUUUUUAAUAGUUCACGUUCGUUUAUGAGAAGAUUAAUUUUUCUCCGACAAAAUGGAAACUGUAAUUGGAAUAAAGUUUAAUGACUUCGUACUUAUUGCCACUGAUAUGACGGCCGCUCAUAGUAUUAUGGUUAUGAAAGACGGUGAGACAUUUAAAUUUUAUAAAAUUGUAUUUCUAUAAAUUAAAUUAUAUUUUCUUUAUAGACGAAGAUAAAACGUAUAACAUCACAGACACUAUAGUUAUGGGUGUCACUGGAGAACCAGGUGACGUACCCAGAUUUGCAGAAUACAUUACUCAAAACGUAAAACUUUACCGCAUGCGCAAUGGAUAUGAUUUAUCUGUUUCGUCCAUAGCGACGUUUACACGUAAAACUGUUGCUGAACACCUCAGAAGCCAAGUAAUUAGUUUUUUUAAUCAAGUAAUUUUGCUUUCUUGUUUAUUUGAAAGAAAAUCUAUACCAAUGUUGAAAAUAGGUAUCUAAUAACAUAAACUACUAAAUAACGUUGAUCAUUUGAAUUCAAGUACUUGUAGUAUGCAUUUAGAUCAUUGAUUCAAUAACACAUUUAAUGAAAAAUAAAUAAUUUGUUUUCCUUUGUCUGUAGAGCCCUUAUCAAGUAAACUUUAUGCUCGGAGGAUAUGAUCCCGCUGCGAAAAAAUCACAUUUAUACUUUAUUGAUUAUUUGGGAGCUCAAGUUGAUGUCCCAUAUGGUGCUCAUGGAUACGGUGGUAUGAUGACUAUUACAGUUAUGGACCGUUACUACAAACCAGGUGAAAUUAAUUAUUAAUUAGAUAUUUUAAGAGUUUAAUUGUUAAAGGAAAAGUUAUUUAAUUUGUGUAUCAGUAUGUAAUUACAGUUGUAGAACUAGUAGUGAAUACCUGCUAAAUUCUUUCUUUUUUCCUUGAAUAUUACGAGGUGAAAUUUAAUUUUUGAAAUUCAAAUUUGUAUGUUUUGAUAUUGAAAUUUGGCUGUAUAGUUAGACAUGUAUUAAUUGAUGCAGUACAAUAACAUCAUUAAUGAAACAAGAUAUUUAAUAUAAUUCAGUGACUGUUUCAUAAAUAUAAUUAAUAAUAAUUACGAUUGUUUUAUUUGUUUAUAGAUGCAAAUUACCAAGAGGCCUACGAUCUUCUUAAAAAAUGUAUAUUAGAAGUACAAAAACGUUGUAUCAUCAACAUGCCCAAGUUUAAAGUUAAGAUGUCAUACUCUGGAGGUCUUCUUGAGUUGCCAAUGAUUACUAAGGAUAAUAUUGAUCAGAAUGUGAUUGUUAAUGUAAAAGAGUAGUUUAUUUAUCCUUAUUUACAUUUUUUUUUUUUUUAACUUGCAUGAAUUAUGGAAAAAUUAAUGGAAAAAUAAAAUCCAUUCGGUGAAUGACUUGGUACUUUUAUUUUUUUUAUCUUAUUGUUACUAUGUUGUAACACUAAUGUAUAUAAUUCAUUAUUUGCUACCAGAUAAAAGUUAUUAUUUAUAUAUAAAAUAUAUAAAUAUUUUAUUGAAAAAUAUUUUUAUCGUUAAAAUCUAAUUAUAUAAUAUAUAUAUUAUAUUAAAUUAAUUUGUUCAUAAACAUUUUUUUUAAACUAGUAGUUUUUCGCGUGACAUUUGAUUAUGAACAAAAUGUUCUGUUAAUAAAAAAAAUUGAUUUGAUUAAGUUAUAAAUAUGUUUUAGAGUAGCGACGAUAUAUUCAUAAUACUUGUUUGUUAUGAUUUUGAACGAGUUUACAGUCGGUAUAUAUCAAUGAUUUGUUGGAUUAUAUUUACAUUACAUACUCAAAUAUUGUCUUGUAUAUUGUAAAUAAUAAUUAUAAUCCUUCCGAAACGUAACAAUUUGUUUUAUUCUGCGGU